Molecule: messenger RNA, 885 nt
Organism: Purpureocillium takamizusanense
Lineage: Eukaryota; Fungi; Ascomycota; Sordariomycetes; Hypocreales; Ophiocordycipitaceae
Exons: 3
Coding region: 1-885 (294 amino acids)
Molecular function (GO): chitosanase activity
Source: RefSeq, a predicted model, not a curated record
AUGCUGCAAUUUUUUGUAUUGGCUGGGCUUCUGGUGGCCCCUUCUACCACCGCUCGCGAUGUACCCCAAAACGUAAAGGACCUAUACAAUUCCAUCCGCAGUCAGGGGUCUUGCAAGAACCAACUGAAGGGUGGAUUCUAUAGCCAGGAGGGGGAUUCCAAGAACUUUGGGUACUGUGGCGAUCACCUCACAGACUACAGAAUCAUGUAUCUUCAGGGCAAGAACGGCAACUUGGUGAACAUGGAUAUAGACUGCGACGGUGCUCUUGGUGAUGGUGACGGUAGUUGUGACUCUUCAGGGGACACUCAGCCUCAAACAACCUUUCAAGAAACGGUAGCUGGAUAUAACAAAGGCAUCAAAGACCUGAAUGCGUACAUCCAUUCCUUCGUUGUCUUGGGCAAUGACGGUAGUAAGAGCGGGUACAUCGAGUUCAAACCGGAGCAGUACGGCAUCGAGCCUCUGUCCACCGUUGCCGUGGUAUGCGGCAACAAAAUGUUCUAUGGCGUCUGGGGAGAUACCAACGGUGAUGACGGCCCACCGCUUAUUGGCGAGGUCUCUGAUGCCCUCGGCCGAGCAUGCUACGGUACCGCUGUCAAUGGCAACGCAGCUCACGACGAGAACGACGUUCUCUACAUUGCCUUCACUGGGUCCGACGCUGUUCCUGGCGCAAAUGGUGCCAAGUGGAAUGCCAAGAGCUUUUCCGAGUUCGAGGCCUCCCUCGGCACUGUUGGGGACAAGCUCGUGCAGCGCAUUGGUGGUGGCGGCGGCGGCACGCCACCGACCUCGGACUGCUCUUGGGAGGGCCAUUGUCUCGGCGACAAAUGUUCGACCAACGACGACUGUGAUGGAGAGUUGGUUUGCAAGUCGAACAAAUGCUCGGAGUGA